Molecule: messenger RNA, 1242 nt
Organism: Blastocystis hominis
Lineage: Eukaryota; Bigyra; Opalinata; Blastocystidae
Exons: 6
Coding region: 1-1242 (413 amino acids)
Biological process (GO): protein ubiquitination
Cellular component (GO): CCR4-NOT complex
Molecular function (GO): ubiquitin-protein transferase activity; nucleic acid binding
Source: RefSeq, a predicted model, not a curated record
AUGCACCAAGCGCCAAAUUUCGAAUCAUCAAGUGAUGAGGAAUCGAAAAUAUGUCCUAUUUGCUGUGGUCCCAUGGAUGCGACAGACUUGAGGUUUUUCCCCUGUCCUUGCAAAUAUCAGCUGUGCUUAUGGUGCUUCAACGAAAUCAAAGGAAAAGAUAAUCGCUGUCCAAAUUGCCGUCGAGAAUAUGAUGAAGAUAUGUUUUACGUUCGGAAUGAAGACGAAACUGGAGAGGAAGGCAGCGAGGCCAAAAAGCAUAGGGGGAAUCGACACGGUAGAGAUGACUCUUCGUGGAAGGAAGGCCAUUCCCUGCACUCAGCUCGCGACGAUGCCAAAAAACGAAUGCACAGCAUGCGAAUCAUCCAACGAAAUCUAGUGUACAUCGUGGGGAUGGUUCGGGAGGAUGCGGUCGAAGAGGAGCUCGUAAGCGACUCGAUGUUCGGAAAGUACGGAAAAAUCACAAAAAUCGUCAUCAACAUGCCAGCGUCUUCCACAAACACAUCAACCACUUCCCCAUCCCCCUCUUCCAGCUCCACCGUGAGCUUCUACCUCACCUUCGAGAAGGAAGAAGAAGCGCUCUCCUGCAUCCAUUCCGUGAACGGUUUUAUCUAUAAAGGCUCGCUUCUGCGGUCAGCCAGCUUCGGGACCACGAAGUACUGCAACAGCUUCAUAAACGGCGUGCCCUGCGAGAACAAGGACUGCCUGUACCUCCACACCGAGGCUCCGCCCGAGGACUGCUUCCUCCGCGAGGAAAUGACCAACGGCGACAGCAAGUUCUUCCAGCGGACGCAUCCGGCGUACGGGUCGCUUCCUUAUUCGCGCAGUUUGAUGAAGCGACUGUGCUCCCGCUGCAGCGACAUGCUGCCCGACAAAGACGAGCCGCUGUUCUUCUUUGGGGUGGAUCGACUGUGGGAAGAGCAGUUUGUAGGAAAGAGGGAGGAGCGUGACAUGCAGACAUUUGAGAAGAUUCAGAGGGAGGAGCCGGAGAGCGUGCCGCCGACUGUUUAUUUCACGGCAGAUCCGGAUUCUGUACGAUCGACGUAUCAUAAAGAGAUCGGGGAGCCGAUCAAUCUAAAUGAUCUGUUUGACGGUGCUUCGAAGACGGAUGAUAAUAAUACUAAUAAAAGCAACACAGAGAAGGAAGACUCGCUCUUGGGCGAUUGCAAAUCACCGAAUCAAGACACAGAGGAAAACCUCAUUGAAGAUUUUAUAAAUUAUUCCAGUGAAUCGAAUCGUUGGUAG